GUGGCACGUUGCUUUGGUCGCUCGCUGUUCAUGAAGUAGCAGUUGGCAGCUCUGUUUUGUUCACGCUAUUACUCAUUUAAGACCGAAGCUCUGUCGGAUAAACGCUUUUUAAAAACCCAUUACUGUUAGGAGCCGUGCUAGGUUUUGCUAGAAAGAAAACAGUCUAUUCUGAGAGCUGCAGUCUGUCUGUGUUGUGUUACGCGAAGUAACCUAAAGCACUGACCAGCCGUGAACCAGCCACUGCGCUUGAGCUGCAUCAGCGUUUGUUAUUCCUGGGGAAAUGCCAACGUGCUGGCUUGUUAGUGAAGAUGACAGACACAAACCCAUUCAGCUUCCUCACCAGCAAGCUCUGAUUUUGGGUCGAGGGCCAGAAACUAAGAUUAAGGACCAGAAGUGCUCCAGAAAUCAAGUUGAACUGAGAGCAGAUUGCAAUCGAGGAUUUAUCAUUGUGAAGCAGUUAGGUACCAACCCUACCAAUGUGGAAAAUGUCAUUGUGGGUAAAGGCAAUCAGGUAAAUUGGUUGCUGGCCGUAACAGCCUACCAACGGCAUUUCCCUCACCUCUACAACCAGGUGCCUCUAAAGCCAGGACAGAAGCUCUGCAUGGUCAACCAGCUUUAUCCAUACACAGUACGGUUUAUUGAAGAUGCAUCCACAUUUGGUUCUACUGGAGACGGAAACAAGCCAGUGAAAAGACCCUACCAGAAAGAUUCUCAUGGAGAUGAAAAAGCGAAAGAGGGUCCAGCCUCUAAAAUAUCAACACCAUCCCACACAGAAGAAGCAUCAUACGGUGCAUCUGUGACAGAAAAAGCAACACCACAAAAGGCGGAACCUGCAGGGCAUUGGAGUCAAGGUCUAAAAGUCUCAAUGCAGGACCCAAAGAUGCAGGUGUAUAAAGAUGAGAAGGUGGUGGUGAUUAAGGAUAAAUACCCAAAGGCACGGUAUCAUUGGCUGGUGCUGCCAUGGGAGUCGAUCUCUAGUCUGAAAGCUCUGAGGGCGGACCACUGUGAGCUACUAAAACACAUGCAGAAAGUGGGGGACAGGAUGAUAAAGCACUGCCCCGAUGCACAGAAACUGCGCUUCCGCCAAGGCUAUCAUGCCAUACCCAGUAUGAGUCAUAUUCACCUGCAUGUGAUCAGCCAAGACUUUGACUCUCCUUGUCUGAAGAACAAAAAACACUGGAAUUCAUUCACCACUGACUACUUCAUCGACUCUCAGGAAAUCAUUGCUAAGUUGGAGCGAGAUGGAAAAGUGAGCGUGAAGGAAGGCAUGGGUGAGCUGUUGAAGCUGCCGUUGUGUUGCCAUGUUUGCCGCAAAGAGCAAGCUACAAUACCGAAGCUGAAGGACCAUCUCAAAACUCAUUUGCUUUCCUGAAACUUUGCCAAGAAGUUCUUUUGAAAAGAAGAGAGCUGCACUGUAUGUAGCUAUACAUAAAUAAUGGAGUGUUGUAAAGUAAUGUGAAAUUGCUUUAUAGUUAAAUGGUUCUGUACCUGUAAUAUUCUAGUAAGGCAUUUAAGUGUUCCUAGUGUUUGGUUAGCAUUGUUGCUCAGUAUUCUGCUUUACGAAGUUUUUAAAUAAUAAGUUUGUAAAUAAUUGGACCCUUACUGCAUUAAAAUGUUUUCAUUCACAUUUUUUUCUUUGUCCCUAACACUUUAAUUAACAUACAGCAAGUACUGUUUUCAGCACAAUAUGGAACAAGUCAGGUUUCCUCCACUUAGUCAAAACAGCCAUUAAGUUCAGGAGACCUUUCUGAGGAGAUAUAAAAUAAUCCAUUUGCAUUAUGAAGGAGAAAGUCAGGAACAUGAGGGGGGAAGUUUUCAAAACUGGAAUUAAUUUCUUUUAAAGAUACAGGGAAAAGGGGAUUCCAUAAACCAGACCUUGUAGACCACAAAAACCGCAUCUUUGAGAGGGGAUAAAAACGAGCACCACUCUUUUUAAUUUACUGAGAAAAGGAAAAUCUUGUAAAGCAAACAAAACACUGAUGGUUUCAUAACAAAGGGCAAAGACAAAGGGAGAACAUACUAAAUAUUGAAAAGUGAUGGGGGGGGGGGCGGAUCCAUUGUCAAGGCUUAUGUGCAAUUGUGAUUUUCCAUGAUGCUGAAAAAGGAACAUCUUGCACUUAAUGCUGUAUUUGCUGAAAACUGAGUAUCAUACCAAAAAUGCAGACAUUUUUUAUUGUUUUUAAAAACGUUGAUGUACACAACUUUUUAUUCAUUUUCUUGUCCAUUUGUAUGCUUUUAAAAUGAAAAUGAGCAUGUAUUACAUCCAGUAACAGAAGCCCCAGUUUCUGACAAAAUGUGUCUGGUGCAUCAAGUGUAUUACCAGCUUAUGUAGGCUUUUUUGUUCCUAUAUUACAAAUACUUAAGUCCUAACCCACAUUAACAUUGAGAGUACAUUAAUUACUACAACUGUGGUGCUUUG
This is a messenger RNA of Pygocentrus nattereri (red-bellied piranha), 2419 nucleotides long. RefSeq names its product aprataxin (gene aptx). Gene Ontology annotation, molecular function: DNA 5'-adenosine monophosphate hydrolase activity; single-stranded DNA binding; single-strand break-containing DNA binding. Gene Ontology annotation, biological process: double-strand break repair; single strand break repair. The record is from RefSeq and is a predicted model, not a curated record. Lineage: Eukaryota; Metazoa; Chordata; Actinopteri; Characiformes; Serrasalmidae. Gene Ontology annotation, cellular component: nucleus. Bases 281 to 1372 code for a protein of 363 amino acids. The transcript has 8 exons.